AUGCCAUACCCAUAUCAGACUCGCAGCAAGACCAGUGCGCAGAAGAUGGCCAAGAGUGGCAAGCUACAGCAGGCCACCCGUCGCCCAGUAACUGCUUCACCCGCAAAGAAGAAUCCACGCCUCAGAAGAAAAGGCCCUAUACACUCUCCGAACCUGAAAUCCGCCGUCGUUGGCUGGUCGGCUGGGGCCACAACGUCGGGUCGCCACGAUCGCACCACUCGACGCACACUUCAUCAACCCUCCACGUUCGCGUGGGAUCUCGCCGCGAUGGAGCCCAACGCCAGACAGAGGCUCCUCGCAGACACGGAGAGUAUUCGCCAGACGUUCAGUGGUGAAGAGGAUCGUCAUUUUAAAAAACAGUUGCUCAAGAUACUACAGCGGAAGAAGAUGGAGGUGGAUGAAUGGCAGCGCGCUGAAGAAGCAGGAUCCUUCAGCAAGGACAACAGGUCGUCUGAUAUGCUCUUGCGAAAUUGGCGAAUGCAACCAAUGGGGCUGGAUUCCUCAGAAACAAUCGCUUAUGUCAAGCCCAUGCUAGACCUCGUAGAGAGAUUCCCGACUGACACAGACUGGAAGCUCGAAACAUUUGAGGACAAAUUCGGAGAACUCUGA
Messenger RNA from Sparassis crispa, 609 nucleotides. RefSeq lists its product as hypothetical. NCBI's taxonomy places the organism in Eukaryota, Fungi, Basidiomycota, Agaricomycetes, Polyporales, Sparassidaceae. The transcript is spliced from 2 exons. The coding region runs from base 1 to 609 and encodes 202 amino acids. The record is from RefSeq and is a predicted model, not a curated record.